Messenger RNA from Clarias gariepinus (North African catfish), 9491 nucleotides. It is a transcript of the gene cdk19, whose product is annotated as cyclin-dependent kinase 19. Gene Ontology annotation, biological process: protein phosphorylation. The record is from RefSeq and is a predicted model, not a curated record. The coding region runs from base 233 to 1672 and encodes 479 amino acids. Gene Ontology annotation, cellular component: mediator complex; nucleus; cytosol. The transcript is spliced from 13 exons. Lineage: Eukaryota; Metazoa; Chordata; Actinopteri; Siluriformes; Clariidae. Gene Ontology annotation, molecular function: ATP binding; RNA polymerase II CTD heptapeptide repeat kinase activity; cyclin-dependent protein serine/threonine kinase activity.
GCUUGGCGGUGCGAUGGAAACCACGUCACCGAGCAGCCAGUGAGCGUCGAGCGGAGCGGACCAACAACCCCAAACAAGGAAAUGGUGGGGGGGGGAGGAGGAGGUAAAAAAAAAAAAAAAAAAAACAUAACAACGAUCCGAUUAUUUAAUUAAUGCGUCUCAUAAUUAAUAUUUCAUCGGAUCGCCAAUUAAGAAGAAGCGGAUAUUUAUGGGUUAAACGGAAAAAAAAGACAUGGAUUACGACUUCAAGACGAAGCUGGCGGCUGAGCGGGAGAGAGUGGAAGAUCUGUUCGAAUAUGAAGGUUGUAAAGUGGGUCGCGGCACCUACGGGCAUGUUUAUAAAGCCAAGCGCAAAGACGGGAAGGACGACAAGGAGUACGCCCUCAAACAGAUCGAAGGGACCGGGAUCUCCAUGUCCGCCUGCCGAGAGAUCGCGUUACUGAGGGAGCUGAAGCACCCGAAUGUCAUCGCACUACAGAAGGUGUUCCUGUCUCACAGCGAUCGGAAAGUCUGGCUCCUGUUCGACUACGCAGAGCACGACCUGUGGCACAUCAUUAAGUUCCACCGGGCCUCGAAGGCCAAUAAGAAGCCGAUGCAGCUGCCGAGAGGGAUGGUGAAGUCUCUGCUCUACCAGAUCCUGGACGGCAUCCACUACCUCCACGCCAACUGGGUCCUUCACCGAGAUCUGAAACCUGCCAACAUCCUGGUGAUGGGGGAGGGUCCCGAACGAGGGCGGGUCAAAAUCGCCGACAUGGGCUUCGCGCGACUCUUCAACUCUCCCCUGAAGCCUCUGGCUGAUCUGGAUCCGGUCGUGGUGACGUUCUGGUACCGAGCGCCCGAACUGCUCCUGGGAGCUCGACACUACACCAAAGCAAUCGACAUCUGGGCGAUCGGCUGCAUCUUCGCCGAGCUGCUCACGUCAGAGCCGAUAUUCCACUGCCGUCAGGAGGACAUCAAGACCAGCAACCCGUUCCAUCACGACCAGCUGGACCGCAUCUUCAACGUCAUGGGCUUCCCUGCAGACAAAGACUGGGAAGACAUCCGGAAGAUGCCGGAGUAUCCGACCCUGCAGAAGGACUUUAGAAGAACAACGUACGCCAACAGCAGCCUCAUCAAAUACAUGGAGAAGCAUAAAGUCAAACCGGACAGCAAGGUCUUCUUAUUGCUCCAGAAACUUCUCACCAUGGACCCAACCAAACGCAUCACGUCCGAACAGGCACUGCAAGACCCCUACUUCCUGGAAGACCCCUUACCUACAACAGAUGUAUUUGCAGGAUGCCAAAUCCCAUACCCCAAACGCGAGUUCCUUAACGAGGACGAACCCGAGGAGAAGACAGAGAAGAACCAGACGCAACAGCACCAGCAGACCCAGGCGCAGGCGCAAACACAGGCGCAGCAGGCGCCGUCGCAGCAGAGCUCGGCUCAGACCAACGGCACUUCCGGGGGGACCACGGGACCCUCCAUGCAGCACGCAGGCCAGGAGCAGGGGCCCCCGAACAAGAAGAGCCGCACCACCGGGGCCAACGUCCUCCAGACAGACUACCAGCACUCCAGCUCGCGCCUUGGUUACCAAAGCAACGUCCAAGGCACCACCCAGUCUCAAAGCACUAUGGGAUAUUCAUCCACAUCUCAGCAAAGCUCCCAGUACUCUCAUCAGUCUCACCGCUACUAAGACGCGGAAACAUUGACGGCCUCGCGCUAAUCCGCAAACGCAAGUCUUGCUGCCAUUCCUUAUAAACUUGUAAAGACUUCCUUCUCCCUGCCUUCGCACCUUCUUAUUAACAUUUAAAUCACGCCUCUAAGUUUUUUCAGCUAAUUCUUACUAGCAUCUCCAAUACCAGCAGCAUUAGCAAUAGCUCACUUGUCAUGGACCAGAGAGCUAAGAUGUCAUUUCCGAAGCAGCACCCUCUAUACUCACCGACACAACCCAGGAGCCUUGGAGCUCAAAUGAACCUUGUGAUGAGAUGCAAAACUAGCGUCCUAACCCUCGGUUUAAAACAAUUCUCAGAACUGUAUUUCAUAUAUUUACUUUUAUUUAUUUGGCACUAACCUUUAUCCAAAGUGAUAACUACUGAGGCAGGACACAAUACAAGUGUUUAGCCGAGCAGGUGAGGGUGAAGGACUUUUCUCCAGGGCCAGGGAGUGGCACUUUGGCAGUCCUCGGGUUCAAACUGACACUGACAACAUGGGCAGUGCUUCAAAGCAGAGAUCCCAGAACCACAAUAUAUUUAAAACAACAGUUUCAGUUUGUGAAAACUUCAGUUUAGGCACAUCAAGUCCCUAAAUCCAAUCAAACUGUCAGUAGGGCCUUCUUGGUCACCCUCCAAAACAAGCCAUUUGGUUCCUUCAUUUUUUAUCUAUGUGUCUUUAAAGGUGCACCUUUAGCUUCCAUCAAGAAUCAGUUUGCAAACCCCUGGGUUUCCAUCAAGGAUCAAUCCUGACCUCUUGGGUUUUCAUCAAGAACCAGUUGCCACCCCCUGGGUUUUCAACAGGAAUGAGUCUCCAAGCUCCUGGGUUUUCAUCAUGAACCAGUCCCUAAGUCCUCGGUUUUCAUCAAGGAUCAUUCUCUAACUACCUGGGUUUUUAUGAAGAAUCAAUCUUCAAGCUCCUGCAUUUUCAUCACGAAUCAGACACAAUCCCUUGGGUUUCCAUCUAGAAUCAGUCCCCAGCCCCCUAUUUUUUCAUUAAGAAUAAAUCCUUAAGCCCUGGGUUUCCAUCAAGAAUCAGCCCUCAGCCUUUUAGUUUUUCAUCAAACAUCAGCCCCAAAGCCUUCUGAAGAACCAAACUUCAGAAACUAAAAUAUCAUUUUGGGUUUACUCUUGGGCUUCUUGGGCUUCCAUUUACAACCACUCCCCAAGACCUUGGGUAUGCAUCAAGAACCGGUACCCAGGCCAGUUUCAUCUAGAACUAGUCCUCAGAAUGCUUGGCUUCCAAUCAGAACCAUCCCCGAGAUUUCUCAGUUUACUUCCAGAACCAGUCUUCAAGAAACUGGGUGUCAUUAUGUCCACUUUUGGGCGUUUUAUUAAAGACCAUUUUUCAGGAUCCUUGGUUUCCAUUAAAAAAAAAAGUUUUCAUCCAUAACUUAUCUACACACCACCUGGUUGCCACCCAGAACCAUUCAUCAAAACCUUCACAAAUAGAUAGAUUGUCAAACUCCUUCGAUCCAGUGUGCUGCACAACAAUGUGAGGUCCCAGAACCUGCAGUAUUUAUGUAGUCCAAACUGAAUUAAUGAUCCAAACCCUGGAGUUUUUAUUCAGAAACACGACUGUCUAAAUGGGAUUCUUUAAACCUCUAUUUUUUAUGAAGAACAUUGACUUUUCCUCAGUCAGUAAUCUAAAUCUUUAGUAUCUCUACUGAAAUCUCUAUUAAAACUAUUAAUGUUCUAGUUGAUCCUUAGAACCACCUGUACUCUUCCGUAAUCAGUCUGCGCAGCUUUUUUUAUGUAGAGAAUAAGUCCUUUGAAUGUACAGUUUCCAAUCCACCAACCCACAACACCUGCUACAGUUCCAGUCCUCCACACAGUUGUUUUUUCUGCCUGUAAGCUGCCCUCUUGGACAAGGUGAGGGUCUCGACAGAACCUGCCAUUAGGACCUACUGUGUCCGUACAGAACCAGCCAGGACGCGUCCCGAUUCUGCUCUGGUCCAACGACCGGCUACACACCUGCAAUACGGAGGCUAAUACAGUACAAACCAAAUAUCUCUCCUCUUCACUAUCUGUCUGAUUUUUUUAGUUUGUUUGUUUGUUAGUUACACAUUCUGUUGUCCCUACACGUGCAACACCACGUGCACAUUAUAGACACUGAAGAACAAAAAAACUUUGAAGAUAGAGGACUGGCGACUGGCCCUUAUCAGAGCCAUGAUAUGUCUUCAUGCAUGUGCAGAGCGCCUUUACUUACUUUUCCACUACAGACGUGGAGGCUUUGACCUUCAAGGGUUUUGUUCUUUUGUAAAUAUUUGAUUCUGACAUCUGAAGACUGCAGAGGAAACCCUUUACUUUUACGAGUCUUUUGUACGUUCAUUCACGGUGAUGGACGGUAAAUAUCAACGACAGAUUCCUUUGUCAGGAAAAUGAAGCAAAACGAAAGGAAAAAAAACUUUCUUUUAUCGUUCGACGUAUACAUUUGAAACUUCUUUUUUUUUUUGGCCAUGAGAUAAAAUUACGUGAAUCAACAUUUGUGUCUACAAGAGAAACUGUGUGUACGAGUGACUAUGUUUUUGUUACAAUGUUUGAGGCAGCUCCGGUGACUGUUACCUCCUGUUUAAUAUUUUAUCAUUUUAGAUUUUUUGCUAUUUUUAUUGUUGGUUUUGAAGUUGGGUUUAAUUUUUUGUUUUUGUUGUUGUUCUUCACCACUCCGUGUGUAGAAUCGCAUUUGAAGCAGCGCUGUAAAAAAAGAAAAAAAAAAAAAGAAAGAAAAAAAAUCUAAACUUGAGGUCCUUCAAGCCAGGGGAACGGGGAACUAAAAUUGUCCCUUUAAUACUAGUCCAAGCUCUGUUUCCCCUGUUUGCCAAAUCCUGACCUCAGCCAGAUCAAAUCUCGAGUCGAGAAGAAACAGGCCAGACCUGAUAAGUGCACUGAAAAUGUUGGAAACACUGACAUCUUCUGGGGGUUUGAGAGAACCGCACGACUCUCAGAGCUGUCGACUAAAUGGCACUUCUGCACUCUGUACCCAAUGGACGUCAGCAAUGGCUGUGAAGUAGACUCGGGGGACACUGGUGCAUGUAGCUGACCUGAGACCUGCUAAAGACCAAUGAACAAUGGCCAUCAGAUGAGCAAAACGGCACUGAUCUCUGUUCAGGUUGACUCCGGAUGCACUGACCUGAGAGUACAUGUUCAUUUUCAUCUAAUGUGAGUUUACAGGCGCAAUAUUUAAAGGAGGUCUUCACUCAGAUAUGAUAACAGCGUUAGUGUGUGCAUAUUACCGCCAACGUCAGCUGUAUAUUCUUAGAAAUAGGAGUGGUUGAAAUUAAUUAAUUAAUUAAAAAAUAGUUAUAAUUUAAACUCUUUCAAAUAUUGUUCUUCAGGGAGUUAUUAAAAGAUCCUGUUCAAAAAAUUUGUAUACUUAUGACAAAUGAAAAUGAGCCAGCACUUAAAAUAGAUAUUAACACACUCAUAAAAGUGUUCUUUAGUGAUUUUGCAAAAUAAAAGAGCCUUUUCUGAUUAAAAAAAAAAAACUGUUUCUUUAUGGGUUCCUGCAGUGAGACAGCUGAAAACCCCAUGAGAGUUCAAAACCUAAAGGACAAACUGGAACUCUUAUAGAUGAGGAUAUCUUUUUAGUUUUAUUUUAUUUUUUUAUGAGUUUUUAAUAAAUUUAAUGAGGGACACCUGAAGAACCCUUAAGGAUUUAAUAGUAUUUUAAGUGUGGAUACUUUAAACAAACAAAUAAAUAAUAAUAAUAAUUAUAAUAAUAAUAAUAAUAAAGAUUUAUAAAAAAAAAAAUAAGAUCACACUUUUAAACAAAUGGGUUCGAUUAACGAAGAAAAAAAAAACUUUUAAAUAAUUCCUCCAAAAACAGAAACACCUGGAGCACUGGAUUUUCUACUAGGGAACCUUUCUAUUAGAGGAAAGGUGUUCCUCCAGAAGCACAACUGAAGGACAAGUAAAAAUUUUAUUAUUAAGAGUGUAUAUUUCAAAUUUUUAAGAUUUUUUUAAUUUCUUUAGAAUUCCUUUCUAAGAACACUUCUUUAGGUAAACAAAAAACAGGAACCUGUUCUGAUUGGGAAAUGCUGUUGUAUAAAUUUUUAGAUCUAAUGGUUUUCAAAAAUAACAAUUGUAGAACACGUGAUGCUUCAUAAUAUUCAAAGUCUUUUUUAUCCUUUCAAUAAAAUAACCAUUCUUAAGCAGUUUUAAAAUAGUUCUUGUCGUUGUUGCGUCUCAUUUGGCUUUCCGAAAGCGUUCAGUUUCCUGUAUUGAUCAGAAAACACGAACCACAGAGAUGUCAAUUCAUUUUCCGAAAGCGGUUUGCACACCAUAACGCAAGAUCACAAACUACGUUGGGUAAAAUUUACAUUAAGUAACAUUUUGUUUAACACCUUGGCAGCUUAACGUCACUAUCAUAUUUCGCGUGAAUCACGUUAGCAUAUUUCGAGUGAAAGGUUCCUUUAACGCUGGUUACUGACUAGCUCUGGCAAGACUCGAGCGUUACUUUCCUGUCAAAAGUAAUAGUAUGCAAAAAAAACAACUUUUUUUUUUUUUUUGUUUCCCGCCCACUCAGCUAUCUGGCUCCGCCCUCAAAAUGUCUCAAGAGUUUGUGUAAUUCAAAACAGCGUUUGCCUGUUGUUUUAUAGCUUUAACAUGUUCCGUGACUAAAAAACAUCAUUUGUGUAAACGCUCAAAGACGAAAUAAUUUAUACACAGUAAAUAUAAAUCUGCUUUUUAAACAAUUAUGUACUUUUAUUCUUGACAGGAAAAUAACGACUAUUAUAGUAUACUACAUUCUAUGGUUUUCCUGAAACUUUUUUCACUUCAGUCCACAUUUAAAAAAAAAAUAUUAUUGACCAGCAGUCCAGCCCGACCUCUAACCUUCCUCCCUACAGUGUGUUUUUUCUUCUUCUCUUCCUCCUGAGAUGCAUCCAGAGCGCAACUUGUUUUUUUCUAUAAAAAGUUUAAAAGCGAGGUGAUCGGUGUAGUGUCGUCCUGUCGCCGUGUCCUCUCUACGUGGGACGCUAAACCUUCAAACCUUCACACUUUUUCCUAUGCAAACAAAACGACAAACGAAACAAACCCUACCUGAAAAGCGUCGGCUUUUGCAGGAGCCUCAAAUUUAAACCACAGCAGCGAAAAUAUCACCGUAUUUCUUACUAUCGACUUCUUUUCUUUUUAAUAACAAACAUUUUGAGGGAUUUGUAACUUAACGUGCAAACUGAAAAUUCUGACAUGAAGUCAUUGAGAGUGUUUUUUUCCUUUUCUUUUUGUACUGUAUGCUGUAUUGUUAAGAUCGACUGUAAAAAAUGGCAUGUAUAUUAAUUCUACACGACCGUAUUUAUUAUCUUCACACACUUAUAAAAAAAAAUAUAUAUAUAUGAAUAUAUAUAUAUAAAUCUACAGUAUAUAUAUAUUAAUGUUUAGAUCUGUCUCAGGCCUGACGCUGAGGUCGGAGACGUCUGUUUUACUAAACGAGAUCAAUGUUUUCAGGUCGUUUGUAUUUCUUUAUUUUUUCCUCUCUAAUGUAGUCUGUAGGUAUAAAUGCUCGCCCUAAGCCUUUAUAUACCGAGUUGUACAUAGGCACUGAGGUAGUAGGUGAUUAUUUAUGCACUGAGCUCCAUUUCGCAGAAGGCACCAGUCCGCAUAGGGUCAGGGUUUACCAAGCUGAAGGAGCUGCGCGGGGAGGGGCGAGGGUGGGGGGGAAGAGGGUAGUUUUAAAUGGACUUUGUGUCUGUCAAGCUUUUAGAAGUGUUCACUAAUGAGCGUGCAAUUAUGUCUUUCAGCUAAAACAUUUCAGCAUGUUGACAGUGCCUUUUUUUUGUUUUGUUUUAAAGCUAUUCGUUCCAGUACUGUUUUUUUUUUUUUUUUAACAUGCCCUUGUUCACUUUCAACCAAAAUGUCCAGUAACAUUCUAGAAUGUAGAAAAUAAAUCCAAACAUGUGUCCAAACUUUUGCCUGGUACCCUACAAGUCAAAUGUUUGGACACCCCUCGGACUGUUUUUUUGUGAUUUAAUUUCUACAUUCUGGUAUAAUAAUGAAUUUUUUUUUUCUUCCAAAACUCUGAAACAACACAUAUGGAAUGAUGCAACAGCAACAGUCUGUUUUUUUAAGACAUGAAGGUCAAGAAUAGUUCUUGCAAGAACAAAAAUGUCAAGUGCAUUUGCAAAACCCAUUAAGCACCAUGAUGAAACUGUCUCUCCUGGAAAGCGAAACCAAAACUUACACCUGCUGCCGAGGAGUUUAUUACAUUUAGAGUUACCAGCCUCAGACAUCACCUUAGAUUAGAGGUGUUAUCAAGGCUUUACAGGGCAUAAGUAGCAGAUACAUCCCAACAUCAAUUAGAUGUUGAGAUUAUUGCAUAUUUUGGACGCCUUCAGUAUUGUUUUACAGUGUAGAAAGAAGUAAAAAUCAGGAAAGACCACAGAAUUAUAAGGUUUUUCUAAACUUUUUGACUGGUAUUGUAUCCAUAGUUGUUUGUUUUGUGUAAUAUUUCUCUGUUGCAUUCCAACAUGAAUGCUAAAUGACAUCCUGUUCACUCUACACAGUCUGUUCACUUCAUUACAUUUGUUGUAGUAUCUAAGACUAUAAUAAUAUACAUGUUUGGAAUGACUUAACUACUACUUAACGGCAUACCGCAUGUUUACGUUUUUAUAUUUCUUAAGAAACUUAAAGAGUUAAAAACAAAUGUAAUUCUGUUAAGCUAUGAAGUUUUUAGGAAAUAUGCUUUAAACAUGGUUCAGCAGUUCCCACAGCUUAAAGUACUCAGACAUUAGAUGGUAAGCUUUUAAAUGUGUAGAUUUGUAGUGUUUUGUUUUUUCUUACACACAGUUUUUAAGCUGGAUUUGUACUGUGAAAAUGCACUUAAAUACAUAACACAAAGGCCUAACAUAAAACACAGUCAUAGGGACAUAGGACAUAGAAUGUUAGGUAGGAAGGUGCAAAAUGUAACAAAAAAUUAUGUCGUUUUUUUCUUAUUUUUUAAUCUAAUCUUGAUGCUUUGCUAGUAAGGUUAAGUGAAUCACAUAGCACAUAUCACAUCAACCGUCAUUUAAAUUGGAGGUACAUUUCAGAAUUUAAGAUUACUUUGUAAAUGGUCGUGGUGAAUUUUUUUCAAUUAGCUCAAAAUUUCAGGGAUUUAAGCGAGAUUAAGUGAACAAGGUGGUGUUAAAUAACAGUACUGGAACUCAAGCUGUGUGUUUCAACCUUGGUUAAAAUUCGCACACGGAACACACUCAUGCCUUUGUUUUGAUUUUGUUUUUUGAGAUUUUUAUAUUGUCCGAUUUGUUUGUAUGUUGUUGUUUUUUUCAUGUUAUGUUUGAUUCUGCACAUGCAUUUAAUAACCUACGGAGUGGGACGUAUUUAGUAAAACUUUUCAGUGUGUGGAAUUCUGAAAGUUUCUGUGUGUAGUCCUGCUAACAUUAACAUCUUUUUUUAAAUUGUUGUUUUAUUUUAUUAUUUUUUUAACAAUGUCCUGUUCUUGCGUGAAUUUUGACUGUACAUAAGAACUCUUCACUGAAACAUAACUUUAUGGUAUUUGUUUUUUUUAAUGCACUGUUAUUGCUAAACUAUUUAGUGGUAAAUGAUAAAAAAAAAGUAUUUAAAGUUUUUAUUGUCUUGUUUAGGGACUAAAUAUAUGGCAGUUCUAUAAAGGUUAGACAGUGCUUUUUAACAGAAUACUUAUUGUAAAUGUGUAGAAAUAUAAAGCCUCUGAAUGUUGUAUGCAAAUAAGUGGGUGGAGCCUAAAGGCCUCGGCCAUGUCACUCUGUCCCCUUUUUUUUAUAAUAGAGGAUGCAUGUAUUUGCCCUUUUUUAAAAUUUUGAAUUAAAGAAAAAACCCGCAGCAUUUAAA